AUGUCCUGCUACGACCUGUGCCGGCCCUGCGGCCCCACCCCGCUGGCCAACAGCUGCAACGAGCCCUGCGUGCGGCAGUGCCAGGACUCCACCUACGUGAUCCAGCCCUCGCCCGUGGUGGUCACCCUGCCCGGGCCCAUCCUCAGCUCCUUCCCCCAGAACACCGCCGUGGGAUCCUCGGCGUCCGCCGCCGUCGGAGAUGCUCUGAGCUCCGGGGGUGUCCCCAUCUCCUCGGGCAGCUCCUCGGGGCUCGGCGCUUUGGGGUACUCCGGUCUGGGGGGGCUUUAUGGGAGGUCCUACCGGCGCUCCAACCGCUGCGGGCCCUGA
Messenger RNA from Ficedula albicollis (Collared flycatcher), 327 nucleotides. Its product is annotated as feather beta keratin-like. Lineage: Eukaryota; Metazoa; Chordata; Aves; Passeriformes; Muscicapidae. The transcript has a single exon. The coding region runs from base 1 to 327 and encodes 108 amino acids. Gene Ontology annotation, cellular component: intermediate filament. Gene Ontology annotation, molecular function: structural constituent of cytoskeleton. The record is from RefSeq and is a predicted model, not a curated record.